Messenger RNA from Loa loa (African eye worm), 2209 nucleotides. RefSeq names its product ribosome biogenesis protein BOP1. NCBI's taxonomy places the organism in Eukaryota, Metazoa, Nematoda, Chromadorea, Rhabditida, Onchocercidae. The transcript is spliced from 12 exons. Gene Ontology annotation, cellular component: preribosome, large subunit precursor; PeBoW complex. Bases 14 to 1942 code for a protein of 642 amino acids. Gene Ontology annotation, molecular function: protein binding; ribonucleoprotein complex binding. The record is from RefSeq and is a predicted model, not a curated record. Gene Ontology annotation, biological process: ribosome biogenesis; maturation of LSU-rRNA from tricistronic rRNA transcript (SSU-rRNA, 5.8S rRNA, LSU-rRNA).
UUCAGAUACAGCAAUGAUUCAUAAGCGAGUAAAAUCGGCAGAGUUCAAAGGAACGAAUGGAAAAAUUGACUAUUAUGAUUCGAGUGAUGAAGAGGAUCUGAGGAAUACGAUAGGUAACAUCCCGAUUUCGUGGUAUGAUGACUUCGAGCAUAUCGGUUAUGAUAAAAACGGAAAUCAGAUCGAAUCGGAUAAAAAAAAGGAUGGUAUGGAAGAAUUCCUUGAUCGGAUGGACGACCCUAAUUACUGGAGUAAAGUUUACGAUCGGCAAAGCGGUGGUUUUAUUACUUUAAACGAUGACGAAGUGAAAAAGCUGAACGCACUGAAUGCCUCGAAAUAUCCAUCAGUUGGUUACAAUCCAUAUCAGCCAUUCGUGGACAUCUUCUCAUCACAAGUAGAAAUUCAUCCAAUAUCGAAUCGUCCAGAUUCUAAACGUUCAUUUAUUCCUUCACUGGAUGAAAAGCGUCUUGUUGGGAAGAUGGUGCAUGCUAUCAAAAUGGGUUGGCUGCGACCAUCUCGACCAAAGCAGAUUGAAAAAAAAGUUUAUGAUUUAUGGUCUGAUAAUUCCUCCAAUGAGAAAACGAAAAGUGAGUUAGCCAGGAUACGAAUGCAUUUUCCUGCACCAAAAGUUCCUUUACCUGGGCACGCUGAAAGUUAUAAUCCGCCGGUAGAAUAUUUAUGUGAUGAGGAAGAAUUAAAGAAAUGGAAGGAAACUGAUCCAGAAGAUCGACGAUUAGACUUUGUCCCAAAAAAAUAUGACUGUUUGAGGAAAGUGCCGGCAUAUGAUCGAUUUUAUAACGACCGUUAUCAGCGCUGCCUUGAUUUAUAUUUAGCACCACGGCAAAGGAAAAUGAAGUUAAAUGUUGACCAUGCAGAUUUGCUUCCUGAACUUCCUAACCUGGCGGAAAUGCGUCCUUUCCCAACGACACAGAGCUUCCGUAUGCUUGGUCAUUCCGGGCAAGUGAGGAGUUUAUCCUUUGAACCUGAAUCAACGGAAAUCUUCGCAUCAGGUGGUGAGGACGGAACGCUACGAGUGUGGUCCGUAUGUGAUGGGAGAUGUCUCAAAACGACAAGUUUGGAAGGUUCAAUAACAAGUGUAGCUUAUUGCCCUCUUAAAAAAUGGACACUUUUGGCUGUUACAGUGGAAUCGAAUAAAAUGAUUUUAAUAAAUUCCUACUGUGGAGAUCGCUAUCGUAUCACGGCUACUACGGAAUAUUUAUCAAAACUCCGAUGUGAAUCUUCAGAAAGUGAUACUUUAAAAUGGAAACAUGAAGGGAAGAACACUAUAUCAAUUGAUCUUGGAUAUGUUGCACGUCAAGUAGUAUGGCAUCACAAAGGUGAUUACUUUGCAACGUUUGCUAAUUCGAAGUCGCCGAAACUUGUUUAUAUACAUCAACUUUCGAAAUGUAAAUCUCAGCGACCUUUUUCUCGUUUAAAAGGCCUUAUGACGGUGUUGUCAUUUCAUCCAUAUGAGCCGCUUCUGUUUGUUGGAACGCAAAGAUAUAUACGAAUUUAUGAUUUGGCGAAGUGUCAGUUGAAGAAAAAAAUCAUAACCGGUUCACAGUGGGUGAGCUCCGUGCAUGUUGACUUUCGAGGAGAUAAUGUGUUUGUUGGCGGUCAUGAUAGAGUUUUUUCAUGGAUCGACUUGCAACUUUCUAGUAAACCAUGGAAAAGCGUCAAACAUCAUACGGCAGCUAUUCGUGCAGUUACACAGCAUGCAAGAUAUCCAUUAAUUGCAACUGUAUCGGAUGACUCAACCGCAAUUGUGUAUUAUGCCCGAAUCAAUAAUGAUCCAUUCAAAGAGAAUGAAUUUAUACCAGUACGAAGGUUGCAUAUCCAAACAGCUCAGAGAAAUGGUCUUUCAGUUCUAGCUGCAAUAUUUCAUCCCUCGCAACCAUGGUUAAUAACUGCGCACGUCGAUGGAUCGAUUGCUUUAUUCACUUAAGCUAGUUGAACCAUAUAAUUAUGAAGACUACUUUCAAUUUGCCUAUUAUCAAUUGUUAGGUUCGGCCCCAGUAAAACUCACUAAUAAUGUAUCGCAGAUGUUUAUUUGAUAUAAUUUUUUACAGAUUAAUAUCCAUACAGCUACUAUGAAAGCCAAUGCGAAAUAGUUCUUAUUCUGUUUUCGUCAACUUUGUAGUUGAUUGUGCGCUUAAAAGUGAAGUUUUAAAAGAAAAGUUAAGUAUUAACUGACAAAGACGUCGAAACGCUG